AUGCCAGGGCUGCUUGGCAAACGCAAAUCACGAUCCACAGAGGAGGAGCCAGACGCGAUCGUUAACGCACAGGAGCUCCUCAGGCGGCACUUUGAGGCGCGCUUCAAGCCGCUCGACAUCGCCGCCCGCGCCGCGCCCGCCAAGCCCACCGCCCACAACGACUCCCGCGGCGACGACAGCGAUGUUGGCCAUGAUGCCCGCGAUGGCGAGGCCGAUCUGGACGAGUCCGACUCGGAAUGGGACGGCAUCUCGGACGACGACAGUUCGGGAGGGGAAGAGACGGAAGCACCAGCCGUUGAAGUGGUCGACCACACAUCCACUGUUUCAACUACGAGCGCAAAAAUGAGCAAACAGGAACUCAAAACUUACCUCUCUUCUCGCCCGCCCGAUCCAAGCCGUACAGCGGCACAGCCGACGGUCAAGAAGACAAAAACACAGACCGACGAAGACCAACCGGAGGACAGCGCCGCUUUGCUGGCCAACGACCUUGCCCUGCAGCGGCUCAUUGCCGAGUCCCACAUCCUCUCGGCUGCCGGAGCGAACCCUUCUCACUGGCAGUCCCAGCACGCCGCCGGCACCGCCACCAACUUGCGCCCCUUCGCCGCUGGUCGUACGGCCCGCAAGACCACCGACAUGCGCAUUCAGGCACUGGGCGCCAAAGAGAGCAUUCUCACCCAAGCCAAGAUGCCCAUGUCGAUGAGGAAAGGCAUCGUCAGCGCCGCUGCGGCGAAGGAGGAGAAGAGGAGGCGAGAGGCACGCGAGAACGGCAUCAUUCUCGAGCGCGAGGUCAAGAAGACCAAAACGACGAAAAAGAAGGGCAGAGGUGAGAGGCCCGUUGAUCUGCCCGCUGUGGGUAGAAUGAGAGGCGCCGAACUACGCGUUAGCGCCAGGGAGGCGCGGGCCAUUGCUGAGUCGGUGAGAGGGCCCGCAGGCAAGGGGAAGGGCAAGAGGAGGAGGAGGUGA
This is a messenger RNA of Thermothelomyces thermophilus ATCC 42464, 963 nucleotides long. RefSeq lists its product as uncharacterized. Lineage: Eukaryota; Fungi; Ascomycota; Sordariomycetes; Sordariales; Chaetomiaceae. The transcript has 3 exons. The record is from RefSeq and is a predicted model, not a curated record. Bases 1 to 963 code for a protein of 320 amino acids. Gene Ontology annotation, cellular component: nucleolus. Gene Ontology annotation, biological process: maturation of SSU-rRNA from tricistronic rRNA transcript (SSU-rRNA, 5.8S rRNA, LSU-rRNA).